CUCGUGGCUCAGCAGGUGUCUUUGUUACUGACUGUUGUUCAUGGUUCGGAGGUGGCCUGGGACUGAAGGGAGGCUCAGAGUCAGUCUGACUGUAUUCAGACUGUGUUCCUACCAGUCUGCCUGUGUGACUGUAUAUCUGACUGUCUCACUGACCGUCUACCUGUCUGUCUGCUCACUGCUGCUUCUGACCGACUGCACAGAACGUCACCUCCAGGCAACCAGUGUGAACCCACAGCAUUACUCUCGCUCACUCACAUUCAUAUCCACUGUUAAACCUGCCAACACCACUUCUGACUUUUCUAACUUCAUGUUCAUUAGAAUCAGAAGACGAACAGCCGACAGGACUUUUUUAUUAUCUGUGAACCUUCAUCAUCUCUCUUCAUUUCAGACACACACUCAACUGAGGCGCAAAAUUAUGCAAAAAUACAAAGAAUUAAAAAAAACACCUCAAUUCACUGCUAAAGAGCCCAUUCAAGAAAAAUCAGACAGAUAAAUGGCUUUUCUGAUCAUACACAUCAGUACCUCUGCACUCUCUCCAAGCUCCACUGCUGCUAAUUAUUUCCUCCAUUAAUUAAUUCCAUCCAUAAAAUGUCAGACAACAGUGAAAAUGCCAAAGUGACACAAUGCAAAUGUUUUUAUUUCAUCUGUAAUCUGAAGAUCUUCAGUUUCUAAUCAGAUCAGACAAAGAAAAACAGCAAAUCAUCACAGUUUAGAAGCAGAAACCAGCUGAUUGUUUCACGUUUCUGCUUUAAAAAUCUAAAUCACCCAAAAAACCGACUGAGGCCCUUUGCUGCAUCUCAUCCUCUCUCUCUCUCUUCCCUGACUCAUCGUCUCUCUCCCACUGUCCCUGUCAUGAUAAGGACAAAAAUUACCAAACAAAUAACUUAAAAAAAAAAAAAAAAUCACCCAAAUGAUUAAUUAAUUAUCAAUUAUCAACUGUGAUCCUGCAGAUAUCUUCUAUUAUUCUCUUUGUAUGUCACUUUAAAUCCACUUUAAAUCUAAUGAUCAUUAAAGUUUUCUGAUAUAAAACGUCUCUUUCAUCAGUAACAAUCAGCGUCUUUGUUUAUUUAAUCUCGUCCUGUCAGAAGCAUCGAUGCACCAGCCGGGACUCUCCCAGGCAGAGCCCGCGCUGCUCUACCCCCCUGCUCUGUCCCCAGACCCGGUCAGCCCGCUGACUCACCUGGGGACGCUGCUGGCCGGACACGAUGCGCCGAGGACCGGGACCGGGACCGGGAACGGAUGGGACGGGAGACUGGACCCGGGGUUUCAAGGCUGUCAGCUACUGGGAAUGACAAGGGAACCAGGAAGAGAAGCCCAUGCAGACCAGAGCAUCAUCAUCCUGCACGCCAAGGUGGCUCAGAAGUCCUACGGCAACGAGAAAAGGUUCUUCUGCCCUCCUCCUUGUGUUUACAUCAGCGGCCGUGGAUGGAGGGUCAUGCAGGACCAUCUGAAAGCUGCUGGUUAUGGAGACGCUGUGUAUCGAGUGUGUGGUUACAUGUGUCUGGACAGCUCCACGCAGUCUCAGGCAGACACGUUCAAACUGAUCUUCGAUGAGCAGCCAAACUCCGGGCAGAUGUUUGCCUGUGCCAAGUCCCUGUUCAUCUCUGACCAGGACAAGAGGAAACACUUCCGCCUGUUGCUGCGACUCUUCUUGGGCAACAGACAGGAAGUGGGUUCGUUCCAGAGCAGAAUGAUCAAAGUCAUCUCCAAACCGUCGCAGAAGAGACAGUCCAUGAAGAACGCCGACCUGUGUAUCUCCUCGUGCUCCAGAGUAGCUUUGUUCAACCGCCUCCGCUCUCAGACGGUCAGCACUCGUUACCUCUCCGUGGACAGAGGAGCGUUUGUGGCCAGCGCCCGACAGUGGACAGCCUUCACCAUCACCAUGGUGGAGGACCAGCGUGCUGACCAAGGAGACUUUGUGCUGAGCGAAGGCUUCAUCUGUUACGGCUGUGUGGUCCAGUUAGUGUGUACUGAGUCUGGACUCGCUCUGCCACCCAUGGUGAUUCGUAAGGUCAACAAGCAGUACGCCAUCUUAGACGUGGACGAGCCGGUUUCUCAGCUCCACAAAUGCGCCUUCCAGUUCAGAGACAAUCCUCACGCCUACCUGUGUUUAUCUAAUGACACCAUCAUGCAGUACCAGGCUCCCUCCAGCGUCAGAGACCCCAGCAGAGAGGUGCUGAACGACGGAUCCUGCUGGACCAUCAUCGGAGUGGAAACAGUGGAAUUCACCUUUAAUCAGGGAAUGGCCUGUAUCCAGACUCCAGUCAGUCCUUUUCCUGUUAUUACAGGGUUAGAGGUGAAUGGUGGAGGACACGUUGCCAUGCUGGAAAUCCAUGGAGAAAACUUCAGCCCUCAUCUCAAAGUGUGGUUUGGCAGCAGCGAGGCCGAGACCAUGUUCAAGUCUCCCAAAUCUCUGCUCUGCGUCGUCCCUGACGUCUCCGUCUUCAGUGACGGCUGGCGCUGCCUGCGUCGCGUCAUCACCGUCCCCCUGUCCCUCAUCCGACUGGACGGCCUGAUUUAUCGCACGACGUUCAGCUUCACCUACACCCCCGAGCUCCACCCGUCGGCGCCUGUCCGAGGAGGAGGAGCUGGAGGAGGGAAGAGAGACGGAGGGACGGGCGGAGGACAGGAGGACGACGUCCUGUUAGAGACCAUCCAUCAGGAGUUCACCAGAGCCAAUUUCCACCUCUUCAUGUGACGCCAGCGACUGUCCUCAGGUGAAGUCUGAUCAUCAGGUGGAGCUCACAGCAGGAGGCUGCGGUUGGGGUUAUUGAUCAAUAUUGAUCCUGUAUCAGUGAACUAUGCAACAGGGAAGCCACAGUUUCCCUCUGUGUCCUGUUAAUCUUGGAUCAUGUUUAUUGGAUCAGAAUAUUAGGUACGCUGCAAAUCCUGUCAGAACCACCUGUCAACAGGAUCAUUAGAAAUACAUGAUGCACACAUAUCACCCUUAUUAUUC
This is a messenger RNA of Seriola aureovittata, 2956 nucleotides long. It is a transcript of the gene rbpjl, whose product is annotated as recombination signal binding protein for immunoglobulin kappa J region-like. Gene Ontology annotation, biological process: regulation of transcription by RNA polymerase II. NCBI's taxonomy places the organism in Eukaryota, Metazoa, Chordata, Actinopteri, Carangiformes, Carangidae. Bases 1094 to 2698 code for a protein of 534 amino acids. The record is from RefSeq and is a predicted model, not a curated record. Gene Ontology annotation, cellular component: nucleus. The transcript is spliced from 11 exons. Gene Ontology annotation, molecular function: RNA polymerase II cis-regulatory region sequence-specific DNA binding; DNA-binding transcription activator activity, RNA polymerase II-specific.